Penicillium macrosclerotiorum is the source of this 3174-nucleotide messenger RNA. RefSeq names its product MINDY family deubiquitinase. Gene Ontology annotation, cellular component: cell periphery; cytosol. Lineage: Eukaryota; Fungi; Ascomycota; Eurotiomycetes; Eurotiales; Aspergillaceae. The transcript has 6 exons. Bases 1 to 3174 code for a protein of 1057 amino acids. Gene Ontology annotation, biological process: protein K48-linked deubiquitination. Gene Ontology annotation, molecular function: K48-linked deubiquitinase activity; cysteine-type deubiquitinase activity; cysteine-type carboxypeptidase activity. The record is from RefSeq and is a predicted model, not a curated record.
AUGAUGGUCGAGGAAAAGAAAUUGAAGCUCCUCCACGAGUCCCAUACCUGUCAAUUCAAGGAUAUUCCCCAGGUUCCCCCUUGCUGCGUCUACGUCUCAAGUCCAGCCCCGGCUCGCCCGUUGAACCUCCACGGCGAUCGACGGUCGCAGACGCCCCGUAUUACACAGGGGACAAUACCGUCUCCGACCGUCGCUAACGGGCCUGUACCGAUACCCCGGACGACCCAGACGAAUCGCGGGCUGGGCGACUUUGCAGAUCAUCGGAGCCUCCUGGAACCGGGCGCAAGGCGGUUUGAGGACGCCCAGGGCAGACGCCUGGAGAGGAUCGUCCACCACUCCUCUACCAACUUUCCAGUCCUGAUCCAACAUUUGAUCUCCUCUAGAGCCACUCCUGUGACCCAGAUCCCGAGAGCCUGUGAGCCUGUGAGCCCAACACGAGCGCGACCGGCUGGGGCUGCGUUCCGAUCGACGCGGGCGGCUAGGUACAUCAUCUCUCCGUCCCGUUUCUCUCUCUUCGGCUCCUCUACUUUCUUCAUGGUGCUUCGCAAGCCUCCGCCGCCGCGCCUGGAGAACCUCAACAAGUGGAAUGCCCGUCCAGUUACCCCAGCUUCCCCGUCAUCCGCCUCGUCCUCCCAUCGCCAGGCUCGCCUGACUCGAGCUCCCUCCGAGGACUCGAUCUACUCCCCCGAUCUCAAUACCUCCCCAGCAUUCGAUCUGAUGCCACUCGAAGAGGCCCAGAGGUCCCCGGUGGGGUCUCCCACCAGCCACCCGCCAAAUUCAUGGCCCGAGAAUGUCGGGGAUCGAGCGAACACGGACCACUCGGUCCCCUUUGAAGGCUCGUCCUACCCAGAUGGCCCAGAUCACAAAAAGGAAUGGCUCCCCCGUCACUGGUGGCAGGUCGGCAAGAUUCAGUGGAGAGUGUUGAGCAACGGCCCGCCAGAAAACCCAUCCCCUCGAUGGGGGAGACCGACAGAGUCAGGACAGAACUUGGGGGACCAGAACCAGUGGGCGGACAGUCAUUCGUAUACGACCACGAGUAGCGACCCGUUGAGUCAGACGGAAGGGUACAUUCCUAUGACGGCACGCCUGUCAUUAUUAGAUUCCUCCGAGCACGAGUCGCCAUGGGCAGAUCGCGGAAACCCUCACUCGCAAGCGCCACACUCAUUUACCAACGAAACACCACCUCCGGUACCAUCCCCGUGGGCCGACAGUGAGCCUCAUCUAGAAUCGCAGCACUCGCACUCGCUCAAUCCGCCCUCUGAAAUCUCCCCGUGGGGAUCCCAGCAUUCGAUUAAGAUCUCGGCUCCGCAGGAAAUUUUUCUACAAGGGGGACAAUUCAACCCAUAUGCCCCUGCUGUAGUUGUCCAGCCAUCUGGCGAUCCAGAUGAGAAUGCAUAUGGUCUACGGCCAUCGGAUAACCCAGGGCGACUUGGAUCAGAUGCUGGUAUCAAUACACCAUCCAUGAUGUCCUAUGCGACGUCGGCCACCUCGCAUGAAUUAAUCGAUUUGGACGCUCCCAGUGCCACUGGUAUGGAAACCGGGUCCCAACAGGUCCCGUCAUCGGGAUACUCUCCGCACACCCACGAUACAAAGAGCGCAAAGUCUCUGUUGGACACCCAGGAGACCCCUGCACAAUCAUCGCCAUUUGCUUCAAAUGACAAUGCGCAGGACCAAGCGCCGCCUGUGGAGAGCAUCAAGCUCUCCCCUGCCGAGGCGGCAAGGCAGCAAGAACAGCGAGCGGAAACUUAUUCGAUUCGGCAGAUCAAUUGGCAAGACAAAAUGGGCACUUUAAUCCAGGCGCCCAUCUUGAUUCAAAAUAAGAAUGGCCCUUGUCCAUUGCUUGCUUUGAUCAAUGCCCUUGUCCUGCGCGCCGACCCGAAGGCGCAGUCGCCAAUCGUUAGAUCAUUGCGAACCCGCGAACAAAUUUCAUUGGGAUUGUUAAUAGAGGCACUCUUCGAGGAAUUAACCACCUGUCUUGGACCAGAUGAGGAAUUCCCGGACAUCGAAGCUCUCACACAGUUUUUAACCAUGCUGCAUACCGGCAUGAAUGUCAAUCCUCGUCUUGUUCUGGAAUCUGUUGACUCCUUGGGCAAAUUCAUGCAAACCGGAGAUCUACGUCUGUAUAGUACAUUCGGCGUUCCUUUGGUUCAUGGGUGGCUGGCUUCCUGGUCUAGCCCGGUUCAUACAGCCAUGACACGGACUGCUCAAUAUCAUGAAGAUAUUCAACUUUUACCAUUCAAGAAACAAGAGCUCGAAGAUCGGGUGAUUCGAGGUGAUUCUUUGGGGUUUGAAGAGGAUCAGAAGAUGGCAGACAUUCAAGCGAUCCAAGAAUUUGUGGAUAUCGAGAAUGCAACUCAAUUGAGUCCCUUUGGCUUGACCCAAUUAACGACACAACUAUCGCCAGGCUCCGUUUCUAUUCUGUUCCGCAACGACCAUUUCUCUACUCUUUACAAGCAUCCUCAAUCGCACCAACUCUACUCUCUGGUCACCGAUGCCGGUUAUGCUAACCACGCUGAGGUGGUCUGGGAAUCUCUUGUUGAUGUGACUGGAUUCAAUUCAGAGUUCCUUUCUGGUGACUUCCGCGCUGUUGGCCAUGGUCCUUCUGGCUCAGAGGGGCCGACCAGUCCAACGGGCCCGGUCGGCCCACGCACCUCAAGCGUUGCUGCGAGUGGUACUUCUGGUGCAGAGCAAAGUACCCAAGGACCUUUAUCGGCUCAAGAACAAAGUGACGCAGACUAUGCCUAUGCACUUUCCCUUCAGUUCCAAGAAGAAGAACAACGAGAACGAACUGGUAAUCAGCAGACAGCGAACAGGGAUUCCACAUCUAACGACUCAGUGCCCGCUCCCACUAGCGGUCGUUCUGCUCGAACGAGUAAUCCUCCAAAUCGCACCUCCACAACUGGCCUCCGUCCUCGCCAGACCAAUAAUGAAGUUGACCCUGACGAUCCGAAUGCCCCUCCGCCUCCAUACGAACAGACAGCGAGCGGUCCGCAUCCACGAUACUCUCCGGCAACGAGAAGGACACCGCCUUCUCAACCCCAGUCGCAAUUUGAUGACUUUGACCAAUAUACCAGUAAUAAUCGAUACACACGAAAUCGAUAUUCCCAACAGCCGGUAAAUGUCAACCGGUAUAGUACUGAUCGGGGGAGAAACAAAGACUGCAUCAUGAUGUGA